This is a messenger RNA of Lineus longissimus, 9684 nucleotides long. RefSeq names its product ecdysone receptor-like. The coding region runs from base 425 to 1708 and encodes 427 amino acids. The record is from RefSeq and is a predicted model, not a curated record. Gene Ontology annotation, cellular component: nucleus. Lineage: Eukaryota; Metazoa; Nemertea; Pilidiophora; Heteronemertea; Lineidae. The transcript is spliced from 8 exons. Gene Ontology annotation, molecular function: nuclear receptor activity; zinc ion binding; RNA polymerase II cis-regulatory region sequence-specific DNA binding. Gene Ontology annotation, biological process: negative regulation of transcription by RNA polymerase II; cell differentiation; ecdysone receptor signaling pathway.
CGUCACCCAGAUGGUCUCAUUAUGAUAGUCUCGUCUGCUGUCUGUGAUUGUGUGUUGUUUAUGAGGGGAUGUAUCAUGAUAAAGCUGUGUUGGGCUCUCAGUUUAUCAUCAGUGUAUGGCCAGGGUCGGUUGAUAGCUGAUAACAAUUUCAUUGGAUCAUUGGAUCAUUCUUUGGAUGUACCCAAGAUAUGAUGAGGAUAACAAUUUAUUCUCAGUCAGUGGAAUGCUCCCGUUGUGAAUAAGUAGGUCAUACUGUACUGGAUGUCCACAAACCAGGCCGGUUCGCCCUACCAUUCCAUGUACAGAUGGCAAUCCGUACAAAAAUCGAUUUCUAAAUUCUAUUCAACCGAAAAAGCAAAAUUUUAGGGAAAUUGGCUGAAUCCGGUAAAUAUUACACUUCCUCAUACCUUACAGAUACUGGUAGAUGUUCAUUGGCGAGGUUGGUGAGAUAGCAAUGAUUCUUACACAACUUGAAGAUUCUUUCCCUUAUGGUAGGAACUUGCUCAUGGAUCACCCCCUCCCCCAAUCAAGCGAGAUUUCCCAGUCGGACGUCAAGGGUAGCCUGGGUAAGAAGGAUGAGGAGCUUUGCCUCAUUUGUGGAGACCGGGCGUCCGGGUAUCAUUACAAUGCCCUCAGCUGUGAGGGAUGUAAAGGUUUCUUCCGGCGCAGCAUCACCCGCUCAGCUGACUAUGUGUGCAAGGAAGGUGGCAAGUGUGAGAUGGACAUGUGGAUGCGGCGCAAGUGCCAGUUCUGCCGCCUGCGCCGGUGUCGUGAGGUCGGCAUGCGGGAAGAGUGUUUACUGUCAGACGAACAGUGCAAGGCUCGCAUGUCACGACGGAAGGUACGUCCUCGGCAGGCAUCACGGGACGUCGUCAAGGAAGAGUAUGAGAAGCAAGACAGCUCACCUGUAUCAUCUGUGGUAUCACCUGUUACCACGGAAACGGGUACCGACAUCAUUCCACAAACCACCAUCAGUGAUAAUCCGAUGACGCUCAUAUGUGAAAAGCACAGAAUGUUAAUUGAAAAACUGGUGACUUUACAAGCCAAAUAUGAAUUGCCCUCAGAAGAAGAUGCAGCUGAAAUAAGUGCUCUUGAGGUGUCCGGCCUUCAACAAGCGGAGCUCAUGUUUGCACAGAUGACCCUUGCUACUCUUCAAACAACCAAACUGGUUGUGGAAUUUGCUAAAGAAUUGCCUUCGUUUCCAGAAUUGCAGGAAGAGGAUAAAAUUGCAGUACUGAAGGGCUCCGCGUCAGAAGUGAUGAUGCUGCGCACAGCCAGGAGAUAUGAUCUGAGGACCCAUUGUAUUAUCUUCUCUAACAACCAGCCUUUCACCAAAGACCAGCUGAGUUUCGGUGGAAUGGAAGAAUUCACGGACUUCAUGUGGCCAUUUUGUAGGAGCAUGGCAGAGCUGCAUACUGAUAAUGCUGAAUUUGCUCUGAUCACUGCAAUAACAAUAUUUUCUGAACGUGAAACCGUCAAAAACGGGAAACAAAUGGAAAAUAUUCAGGAAGUUUAUCUUGAAACAUUGCGCGCCUACACAAAGGCAAAAUAUCAGACGAUCAGCUGCAAUAUGAAUCGAUUCGCCAAGCUUUUAAUGAAGCUCACUGACCUGCGGACUUUGAGUAAUGAACACUUGAAGGUGUUGAAGAAACUCAUGAUCGCCCAGAAGCACAUACCGCCAUUAUUACAAGAGUAUUUUAAUAUAUAAUAUAGCUCUACCAAGUGAAUGUACACGAUGGAAAAAAAACAGUCUUGCUACUUUUUAGUUGUGUGACAACAAAGUUGAAUAACGUUUUUUAAAAGUGUUUCUCAAGACUGGUAGGACUGAAAAAUUGUACCGGUAGGACUUAUGUUGAUUGCCAUUGAUCAAUGCUCACUCAAGUAGUUAUCUUUAAAAGAUGCUGCUCGAGGGCGACAUGUUUUAGACGGGCUAAUUAUCGGAGCAAAUUGAGGUGAGAAUGAAGAGACAUUUUAACAACAACUCUCACUUCUUAGUGAAGAAACCGCCAUCUUUUACCGCCAAGAAGGAUUUUCAAAGUAUUGUUACCAUGACUAAUGGCAAGCAUACUGCCCUUCGGUAUGGUGUAGGUUUUAGGUAGUUGCCAGUUGGUAAAAGCUGAACUUGGAUUUUAGAUUCUUGACACUGGAUGCUCGAUUUCUGUCAUCUGGGUAUGCCACCUAGAUUCCACCAACCUGGCCUCCUGUUCAAUAUUCCGUCCACAGUGGGCCUCAUCGAAUUGACAAAUGGACUGGACUUGAACAGAUUGGGACUUAAUACUUUUAGGAUGGUUGUUGAGAUGAGCUAAAAAUAGAUGCUCCUAUUUUAUGCAUGGGUGGCAGCACUAGAAAAAUAGUGAGAUUAAUAAUAUUGAGUUCUUUAUGUAGCGCUUUUAUGUUUUCCUGUUCUAAGUGCUUUUUUGGAUACCAUGUUAUUAUCACCCCAGUCUCCACAGAAAUCAAUUAGGGGGGUUCAAGGAGCAACCGGAAGGCUAUCACUUGAACUUGACCAGUAGGGGAACCAAGCAGUGACUCUGCCGCGAGUCGAAGCCCACAACCACUUGAUCAAGAGGCUGACUCUUUUCCACUAAGUAUUGCCAAGUAUUGCCCUGUGUUGAUCUUCAUCGUUCCCCCUCUUGAAUGUGGAGUAUGGUGCUUGGGUGAAGGGUUGGACUCCGUUUGUGCGAUGUAGAGCUUGGCCAUGCGGUGUGUGGUCACACAACAAUUGAGAAAAAAGUUUUCAAUUUCAUUUCAAUGGUAUCUUUUUCAUUCAAGAUGUAAAGAGGAAACGAUCAGGACUGGUUUCCUCUUACCGUGCAAGUUAUUUACGUUGCAGCUUGUAAACCCUUUAGAUCCCAACAGGCCGAUAUCCGUCUGUACAUCCCUAACCGGACACUAGCCGCCUGCCAGUACAUUUGAUCUCAAGCGACGCCAUAUUGACUUAAGCAAUGAAACCAGUUUUCGGCCAGUUAGGGAUCUAUUGAUGAAAAAUUAUUGAAAUUUUGUAGCUGGCUUGUACAGGGGGUAUUCUUGGGUGAAAAUUGCUGAAGUGCUCCAGGGAAAUACAGGGAAACACAUAAAAGUGUUCCAGGAUCUAAAGGGUUAACUUUGGUUGAUUCUGUCCCAGUGGAAUUUUAACGGUUGAUGAGGGAACCAUACUAUUUAUCCUAAACUGGAGGCGAGGUUGAUUGAAUCCAGGCAGUGCAAUACAAUGAUGCAAAAUCCAGGAUCCAGUCUGCAUCCUGCUUUUAUACCAACUACCUAGGUUUCAUUGACAAUGCCUUAUCCCCUCAGAUGAUGACAUAUACUAAACUGUUUUACUUGGAAUCUCAGUGUUGGUCAGAUGCUAUCCCACUGAAAUAGGCUCCAAUCCGCUGUACGUCGAUCACGCCUAUGUGCGCCCUCGAAAAAGACCCAAGUAUUCCAGCCGAAUGUAAUUUAGUCUAGUGCGCAGCUCCUGCCCAGACAAAAGCCCCAGCUCUGUAAUGUAUUUUCUCUGUAAUGACCGUGCAUGGAGUUGUUUUUCAGGAUAGUUGUUUUUCAGAAUAGUUGCUUGAAGAAUGGCCAAACUAUCCCGACCGCUAUUUUAAGAGAUGACCAGACGUUCACGAGGCGCAUGCCCUAUACUAAGUUAUUUUCCAAUCCGCCAAUCAUUGUGCGGAUGGUGACUUGUGAUGCCAAGCGUCACGCAGAAAUAAUUAAUAAUUAAGAUAUUUGUUAAUGCUAGUUGUUUACUUUCGGCCCAGCGCAUGAAACGCCAGCAUUUGAGGUCAAUUCAUAUCCCUCUUGUAGUGGGAGAGGCCUGGCCGGUUUACCCAUGUAGUCAUAUGAGAUCAUUUUCAAUAAUGGCAUGACUGCAUUGUCGAAAUGGUUCAUUGUGUAUCAAUGGCAGGAUAUUCUUCAUUGGGAUUUCAAUCCAUAAAAUCCCAGUUGGCUCUAUUUUUAGUGGAUAGAAACAGUUUCAGAAAAAAAUGCUUUUAAAAACUGCUAUUCAGGUUUAAAGGUAACAAGACUUUUUUUUCACACCUUGUAUGUUAUGAAAGAGACUGGUUAACCUUAUUUUACAGUUAAUAUGUUGAUGAUUGACAGAAAAGGUUUAGAAUAAGCCUUCAAUAGCUCUUUCGCUACCACACCUGGUAUAUACUGGUGUACAAGAAAUGCAAGUCCCCCUGGAAUCUAAGUCUGGUCCUUUUGUUGAAGUGAAUUGAGUCGCCGAGUUCCAUCGUUGAAGAUUAUGUAGCUAACCAUAACCAAACCAUUAACCACAUUCGUUGACAAUACACAGCUAUUGUAUGGGGUCCUGCAUUCCUAGGACAUCCAUUCCUUUUACACCGGGCCUGUUCACUACUGUACUGUACUACUGGCCUGCAGUAAUCUGCUAUUAAAUUUGCCCCAAAUUCGUCAAAGUUUUUGGUUGGUUACACCUGAAGAAACAAGAUGGCAGCACUGCCCUCAGCUCACUGCACACCUCGGCCAUUGUCACAUGUAUGUAUACACAUACUAUAUAAUAUAUUCUGUGUGGAAACGAUAUGGAAGACCCUUCAAAUUUCAUCAAAUUUUACUAAAACAAAACUUUCCACAUAUAAAAUCCCUGGGUAUUUUUAGCUCAGCUGACUAAGUCAGCCGAGCUUGUCAAAUAAGUUGUUCAGUGGCGUCCGUCUGUCCAUCCAUCCAUCCAUCCAUCCAUCCAUCCGUCCAUCCGUUAAACCCAUGGUGCACAUUUUGUAACCGUAAGACCUAGAGACUUCAAUUUUGCAUUUCUGGAUACUUCUGAUCAAACUCUACUUUCAAAACAAAAUUUGUCGCCAUUCGACCUACUUCCUGCGAGCGAGAGUGCAUGAAGGAAACUGGCCUAUAUCGGCCUAGGAGCAGCAGAAUUAGUCGAAAUAUGCUCUAAUAUUAAGAUAAAAUUCUUGAAAAUCUAUUUUAUUGAGAAAAAGUUCAAAAUUUUAACAGGAGAGGGCGCUACCUGCCUUUUAAUUAUUUCUGCCGAUUCAAAUUCCCGCCCGAUGACGUCAGCCAUCAAUGAAGUCUCCUAUUUGCCAGUUUUCAAAACAUGGCAGCUACACAACAAAAGCAGUAGCUCCAGGAAUAAAUCACUGUUCACUUCAGCUUCGUAAUCGAUUGUACCCCCACUUUAUUGUGUUUUGUGUGGUGUUCCUAUUCAAUCAACGAUGUAAGGCCUUAUUAUGUUGGUUUUAAUUGAGAAGGUGCAUUAUAAGCGGCGUACGAUAUACCGAAGCGGAGACAAAAUGGCGGCAUGUUGUUUACGCCUGGAGCUCAAUGACACUCAAGUACCAAGGAGGAUACCGCGGUGACGUCACGGCUUUUCCAAGAUGGCGCUGCAUAUUGUAAACAAACUCGAUGAGACAAGACCACAAUUGAUUUUUUAAGCCUUUUAGCAGUUAAAUUGUCAAUGUUUGACCGCGACGCAUCAAAGAACGCGUGGUGUUGUGAAUCUGAAAUUUAGAUUAUGUUAUUCCGGACAGUCGGGCAAGUAAAUGGUGAAAAAUAAAAUGGUGAUUGACCACGGAAAUUUUUUUUUAAUCGACAAAUUAGACAGACUUUGAUAUUUCCACUCUUUUCAGCCAACUGGCAGAAAAAACUCAAAACACGCCCCCUUUUACCCAAUUAGCAAAAUUCGAAAUUAAUUUUUUCAUCAAAUAAUUUCUUUAUAUCUGUAGACUUGCCACAACAAAUAUUUUUUCAAUACCUCUCCAAAUAUGUACUUGAGAGUAAAAAACAUGCACUCGUCUAAUAGAUAGGCCUGGACCCUCCAACCUAUGAAUAUUCAUUAGUGGUCUUGUCUCCGAUCCACGGCCAAGGGAAAAUCAAGUCAUCAAAAAAGUUAGAUUUUUCGCAUCAAAUCAGAGUUAUUAGUACUUUUCUGCUAUGAAAUAAGUCUUCAGACAAUAAGCUAUCAUUUGAAUAAUAAAAAGUGCUGUUUUGAUGGGGAAAAUAGGGUUUUUUAAACCAAAUAGCCGGGCACCGAUCUUCCAAAAUUAGCGAUGGUUUCAAAACAGUCUCCCAGAUAUGGGGCAAUGUCUUCAUUAUCAUAAUGGGAUUUGGAGGCAUGUUUACAGAUUUUACAAGUUCGAGACCUGUAAUACCUAAAACUCGCAUAGAUCCCCAUAGAUCCCCUCUAUUUGUCGAGUUAGCGCCCCUGUAAGAUCAUGCAUUUUCGGACACUAGAACGAAAUCUUCCUGCGGAUAUCGCGGUUUCGGUGAUGAUUUAAGGAGAAAUUGAUUGUUCUUAGAGUUGUAUGGGACAGAAAUGAGUUCAUACUUCAUGAAUACAUGAAUAUAUUAUGAUAUGGGCGGGCUUCUAAGUCAAAACAAUAACAAACUCAACUGCAUCUCUACUGUAUAUUGCGUAGUGCAUUGCCUAGUGUAUUUCGUAGUGUAUUUUAGCGGAGACAUUAUUUCCGCACUUUGGCCACGUCAAACGUCUUUUUUAUUCGUGGAAGUUAAUCUGCUCUGUAAAUUUUAUUUUACACAGGAAGAAUCCAUACUAGGUAUUGCAAUAUUUCAUGUCUAUUGGUGUUUUUGUGUACAGGAGCGCACCAGACAGUGAGACGUGGAGGUUGUGUUCAGUGCUGGUGCUGUCAGUAGACUGAAUCUGAUUGGCCAUAGCGAUCACUAAUAUGGGUCGGGAUCACGUGAUGUGACGUCACCGCGGUAUCCUCCUUGCUCAAGUACCCAAUUUUCUGCUUAAAAAGUAGUAGUCUGGUAGGCGAUAUUAUCACUAGUUCGUUUCAGUGGUAGUCAUAAGGUCGUUAGGGACUACUUUCAGAAAUUAGUUCUUGAAAAUUUGGCCACAUUUCUGUGAAAACGAUAUCGGAAGUGCAUGCUCUGUUCGCGAUGACAUCGCCGAUGUAUUUUGAAGUGGAGAAUUCCCACAGUAUGUGCAGUGAAUUGGCAUGAUUCUGUUCGCCUAUUAAGUUUUAGUUCUACGAUUCUUUCAUGAGUAAAAAGUAGACAUUCUAAGCAAUACAAUAAUGUCACUCCCAUAAAAAUUGAUUGGAAAUUGAGGGAGCUACGGCAUUCUGUUUGUACAAUACCAAAUGGCACAUUUUAGAAAGCGCUCAUUGGACAACGUAGGGAAUCACCAGAAAUGACGUCAUCGCUGGUCUAAAUAGAAAACUACGGUGGCGCAGUAGAGCACAAGAAAAGGUUUAGCAUUAACUUCGUCAUGCAAGCUUCAGCAACAAAACGAUUUCUCAUGAAUGAUUUAUUUGAUCAUCAUCAGCUUGUUUCCCCUGAUAGGUAAAAAAAUGAUUUACAAUUUCCAUCAAAGUUUUCUAUUUUGUGUAUAGUCACAUGUUAUUUAACUGGCAAGGAGCCAAGCAGUUUUGAAUAUUCGCGGGAAAAUACUUCGUACUUGUAAACGAGGCUAUGACAAUGAGUAUCCUCAUUCAUGGCAUAAACUUCAUGUUUCGGUAAAUAUUUUCAUACGAUGAUUUCACCCGAAUUAUGGUCAGGAUUGAGGAAUGAACAGUGGCAUAAUUAUGUCAACCAAAAACAUUCGUACCGUAGUGAACGCAAAAGGAUAUCAAAUACCAUCGAGCAUGCCAUUUUCAUGCAUAAUGAACUGAACACCGGGAAGAUAUUAAUGAUAUUAACUCAGCUGAGCGCCAGGCCCUUGGGCCUCUUGUUGGAUAGCUUUUAAAGACCAUUCAUAAUGAUAUCUGGUAAAAUUUUCUUCAAAAGUUUUAUCAAAUGUUGACUUUGCAGCAAGUUCUUACCAACUGUCCUCAUGUCAAACUGGUAAAGCACACUCCUGUGCGUUAUGUGUAUUGUACUACAAUGUGUAUUGUCUGCAUGUAUUGUAGUACAAUACACAUAACAAUGUACAGGAGCGUGCUUGACCAGUUUGACACCAGGACAGUUGGUAAAACUUCAAUAACACUGCGGAAGCGAAAGAGUUAUUGGAAAGGUUUUGAAGAUUUUUCUUGUCUCAUUUACAUCAAAUAGUUGUACCACAGAAGGAGGGAACAGAUUUUGAUGCUUACUUUUAGGUGAACAAAGAAAUUAACGUCAGCACCUGUCUGUCACCUCUAAAGAUUAUGGGUUCAACUCCCAUUUGGCACUGCACACCUCUUCCUGUGAUAGAGAUGGCGACUCUUUCUGACAACGUAGGUUUAAAGCUUAAACCCCAACUCAGACCUAUAGUUCGAGGUACACGAUUUGCGUCUUGUAGAUAUGCAUUAUAAAGCAAAAUCGUCAUAUCCAAUCCUUUUCGGCGUCGUAACCCUAUUGGAUUUUUGCCGGAGGUAUGGCGUCCAUUAUAUGCUAAUGUCCACCUAUGCGGAAUAUUUUAUUCGCCCUUGCAUAGACACUCGAGGUACAAGGGACCAUGGCUUUUAGUCUCGUCUGACUGACUCGAAUAUUUCAUACGUUGAAUGUGUUGUAAAGAGCCAGGAAUUCUAGUUCUAGUUCAUCCAGAAAUAAUCGAAAUCGAACCCGGGCCCUAUUGCGUGAUAGCCAGCUAGUGUUGACCACUAGGCCAUGAGGCUCAGAAUGGUGGUGUCCCCCCAGAUGACGACAUCUUCCACGGAUCAAGAUAGCCUUGCCAUAGUGCUGUCUAUAUCGGGUGAUCUAAAAAAAACGGGACACUCUGAAAAAAAGUUCACUGAAGCGGAUUUAAAACGAAAAAUUGUGGGAAGUUGGUUCAAAAUUUCCCUUGGAUGAAGUGAGAAGAAGCACUUCAACACGAAAAAAAUAUAUGCCUACCGCAUAGUUGAGGUAAAAGGAGGUCAUUGAGCACCUGCUCAAAUAAGGCAGUUAUUCAUAUCCACUGAAAUCGCAUUUUUGGACUUACAUUCUUGACAUUAGUACUAUAUCAGUGAUAUAACCCUAGCAUAUUGAAAUUUUAAUUGCUUACUUGCAAUAUCCAAAGCUAGAUCGGGGCUGAAUUUAAACAUAUCGAUGGAAAAGUGACUGCGCAAUUGAACUUUCAAAACGGGACUUUUUUUGGAUCACCAGAUAUAUAUAUACUGCAGGCAAAUUUGCUUAAAAUUGGCAUUUAUAGUUUGUACUAUAUAUUCUUUAGUUUUGUACUCGACAGGUAGUUACACGAUUAAAGCUUUCAAAAUUAUGAAAAAAAGGAGUAGGCCUUGAGUGAUGCUAACUUAUAAAUUUAUCAGCAGGAUUUCUUUGUUUAUUUAUGCUUCCAAUGAUUGUUACCAGUGCCAUAGUUUUUAUUAUCUUAAAGGCGAACUGAUAUUUAUAAUAUUUGAGAAAUAACUCUCGUAAAGCUUCCCCACUCUGAUGUGUGCAUCAAUUUUUGUUAACACUUCCGAUCCUGGAACAGUUUUAUGUGUUUUCCUGUAUUUCCCUGGAACAUUUCAGCAAUUAUCGUGCAGUUAAGAUAUAAAGGGUUAAAAUACUUCCAUCGUGCAUAAAGACGUACUAGUAUGUCAUCCGACGUCGACGACAUCACACCUGGCACACCCAAGAGAGUUGUCAUUAUGAGCCAUGGAUUAUACUCAGUCCGAUCCUACAUGGAAGAAAAGGGCACUCUUUCAUGUUUGAAAGUUUUCUAGGUAUGGCGUUAUCCUUCGUAACUGAAAACAUCCCACUGGGCGGCUUGCAUGACAAAUACCGCAGUUUUUUGCAGUGUAACAUUUUAUCGUAAUGUUAAUCAUUAUCAUUAACAAAUGUUAAAAGUGUUAGUUCACCUAUGGA